AAUUGGUAGUUUCAAUUUAGAUGCAAUUCAGUUCGGUGUUUGAUAAUCUGGCCCUCAGCUGAUUUCUCGGCUUCAAAUACAGCUAAAUAUUUUGUUAUACUUUGGAGUAACAAUCUGCAAUAUGUUCUUACAUUUAAUCUUUAAAAUAUAUGUAUGUUUUUCUCUAUGUUGUCCUGGCUGUUGGGGAAUCAGUUACUUUGUGUUGAAUAAAUCAAGAAGAUGCACAAAAGAAAGUGCGCCCUCCUCUAUGUAUCUCAGACAUUUUCUAGAAAACACAUAUGAUUGUUAGCACCUUUAAUCUACAAAGUACAUGUAUCCUCUUCUCUCAUUAGUUCAGAUGUAUUAUGGAGAUAACAUCUUCCUCUAUGACCAUGUUUUGGUUUGAUACAUGCAAAUUGCAGACAGAGCCAUGUGUGUAGCGCCACGGGCACGUGGAACACAAAUGUGGCAUUCAGUUCGUGGACCACUGGCACGCAGACUCCAGAUUGUUGAUCCCAUCAUCCAUGUCAAUGUUGCCCUGCGGCAGGGCAUAGAUGGUUCAGCUUUAGGCCAGAGCUGCAAAGGCCUCUCUACUCCUGAAACUCCAAAGCAGGCUCAAGGUCCUGGUGAGACUUCAACUCUGCCGCCGCCCAUGGUUCUCACGCCACAAAGUACAUCAUCAUCAGCAUCCGCUAUCAAUGAGACUGGCUCCGAUGCCACUGAAGGAAUAAAGCGCAAGAAUAUUGGUGCUAGUCAGAACCCAACGUCGAAGAAGGGGUUGUAUUUCUCGGAUAAUGACUAGGUUACACAUGUUCGUGUGCUUAAUAUAUGAGUCGCAUGGGAUGUGAAGUGUAAGAUGCUACCGUUUCUGCUGUAUGCAAGCUGCUUUUUGGCUGGUGUGUGCAGCCAGGAAGCUUUGUUAUGGGCCCCGUUUUCUGUUGUUUAAGGCCCAUACAGUGUGUCGGCUACACUCAUUUUCACCAACUGGUAGCCAUUGCUCACAAGCGCUUCUUGCGAUGACCUGCAUUGGUCUACAGCCGCUGUGUUAGCAUAGUGACCGGAUAUGAGCACAAAUUACUCAAAAGGUGCGAUCUCUAAGAGGGGAGCACUUAGUCGUAGUGGUACCAUGUGAUCUGUUUGCUUUUGGACACUGUGUGCCAAUGAUGUAUAUGCAUUUUUCAACUCAAGCACAUUAUGGUCUUCAAUAUAUUUACUUUGCUGA
Lolium rigidum is the source of this 1201-nucleotide messenger RNA. RefSeq lists its product as uncharacterized. Bases 389 to 781 code for a protein of 130 amino acids. The record is from RefSeq and is a predicted model, not a curated record. The transcript has 3 exons. NCBI's taxonomy places the organism in Eukaryota, Viridiplantae, Streptophyta, Magnoliopsida, Poales, Poaceae.